This is a messenger RNA of Musa acuminata AAA Group (dessert banana), 4993 nucleotides long. Its product is annotated as putative disease resistance protein At3g14460. The coding region runs from base 1 to 4758 and encodes 1585 amino acids. The transcript has 2 exons. Gene Ontology annotation, biological process: defense response to other organism. Gene Ontology annotation, molecular function: ADP binding. Lineage: Eukaryota; Viridiplantae; Streptophyta; Magnoliopsida; Zingiberales; Musaceae. The record is from RefSeq and is a predicted model, not a curated record.
AUGGUUGGCAAUCCGAUCCCUCUAGGAGUUCUGGAUGAGGCCAGCUAUUGGAAAUUGUUCAAGAAAUGUGCAUUUGGUUCCGAAUACGCCGGUGAAUGUCCACAGCUAGAAGACAUAGCAAAGAAGAUCGUUAGCAGGUUGAAGGGGUUGCCACUUGCGGCAAGGAUGGUAGGCGGGUUGUUGAAGGAGGGGAUGAAUGAGAAGGACUGGAGAAACAUCGCAGAAAGUGAAAUCUGGCAACUACCGCAAAACGAAGAGGGUGUCCUGCCUGUCCUACAAUUGAGCUAUCAAUGUCUUCCCUCACACCUAAAGCGGUGUUUUGUUUUCUGUUCCCUCUUCCUCAAAGAUCGUCAGUUUGAUGAACGAGACUUGAUCCGGCUUUGGAUGGCAGAAGGCUACGUUGCUCAAAACAACAAUAUGACGAUGGAGGAUACGGGAAGCCGCUACUUCCUCGACUUAGUGAACAGGUCUUUCUUUCAGGAAGCUCCUGUGGGAUCGAAAUAUGUGAUGCAUGAUCUCAUACGUGAUCUUGCUCAAUUUAUUUCAGAGGGGGAGUUUUGCGGGAUCGAUGAUGAUGAGUGGAAAGAGAUCCCUAAUACGACUCGUCAUCUGUCAGUAACAGUAAUCGAUGAAACUAAGUUAUCAGAGUUUUACUGUUAUGAAAAAUUACGGACACUCAUGAUCAAUUAUAAAAUUCGUUGGUAUGUCGAGAGCUCUUUGUUCCUCCAGUUUGAAAGAUUAAAAAACAUUCGAGUGUUGAUAUUGCAGAGUUGUGGUUUGUUGGAGUUGCCUGAGACAAUUGGUGGCUCGAUACACCUCCGCUACCUUGACAUAUCCCACAACUUUUACUUUAGGAGGCUGCCGGAGUCAUUAUGUGGUCUUUACAAUUUGCGAGUCCUGAAUCUGUGGGGCUGUGAACUACAGAGUUUCCCGCAUGGCAUGAGUAAGUUGAUCAACUUGAUGCAUCUUAAUGCAGAAGACAAAAUAAUUUUCAAGAUAAAUGAUGUUGGGAAGCUGACUUCUCUUCAAGGACUGUGUUCAUUUAAAGUACUCAAGGAUCAGGGACACGAGGUUGCCCAAUUAGGCAGUCUGAAACAACUUCAUGGACAACUUCGAAUUACCAACCUCGAGAACGUUGAGAAUAAACAAGAAGCAAGCAAGGCUAAUCUGAACAACAAACAGUACCUUGAUGCACUGGCCUUACAAUGGACAUCGGAUGAUGGCUUCAGUUUGGACGGCAAUGAAUUAGUUGUGUCGGAGGAGGUACUCGAAGGUCUCCAACCACAUCAGGCUCUCAAACGUUUGACGAUCAGAGGGUACAUUGGUGUCAGAUCACCCAGUUGGCUGCAGACACAAUUGUUAGCGAACCUGAUAACUCUUGAUCUAUACAACUGCAAAGCAUGGGAGGAUAUUUCAUGUAUUGGACAGCUACCGAAUCUCAAGAAACUUUACGUGAAGGGAAUGCCUGCAGUGAAACAAAUAAGUCAUGGAUUAAGUACAGAGAGCAAGUUCUUGUCUAAUCUGGAAGAGCUAGUGCUGGAGAACAUGGUGGCAUUGGAGGAACUCCCGAGUCUUGGACAACUGCCGUGUCUUAAGGUUCUUCGCAUCGAUCAAAUGUCAACAAUGACGAAGGUGGGCCACGGGUUCUUUGGUUAUAGAGAUCAAGGCAAGUGUUUUCCUUGCUUGGAGGAGCUCAGCUUCAGCAGCAUGCCAAAAUGGGAAGAGUGGUCUUGGGCUGAUGGCCGAGAGCUGUUUCCCUGCUUGCGAAAUCUUGGAAUUGAAAUAUGCCCGAGGCUUAAGAGGAUGCCUCCCCUCCCUCCUUCACUUGAAUCACUGUCGUUAUGGCAAGUCGGGUUGACAGAAGUUCCAAUAUUAUGGGAAGAAAUCGAUGGAAGUAGCAGCAGUAUGACCGUUUCAGAAUUGAAAAUAUAUAGUCUUGAAAAGGUCGAGCUGAUGGACAUCCCGGAAUGUGAGAGACUCCCUUGUCUUGGACAACUGCCGCGUCUCAAGGUUAUUCGCAUCGAGAAAAUGCCAGAAGUGAAGAAGGUGGGCUAUGAAUUCUUUGGUUCUAGAGACCAUUGUUUUCCUAGCUUGGAGGAGCUCACGGUCACGGACAUGCCAGAAUGGGAAGAGUGGUCUUGGGCUGAUGGCCGAGAACUGUUUCCCUGCUUGCGAGAACUUGGAAUUGUACAAUGCCCGAGGCUUAAGAAGUUGCCUCCCCUCCCUUCUUCGCUUAAAACAUUAAGAUCAUCUGGAGUUGGAUUGACAGAAGUUCCAGGGUUAUGUGAAGGAACUGAUGGAAGUAGCAGCAGUAUGACCGCAUGUUUUUCAGAAUUUAAUCUUGAAAAGGUCGAGCUGAUGGACAUGGUGGCAUUGGAGGAACUCCCGAGUCUUGGACAUCUGCCGAGUCUCAAGUUUCUUCGCAUCGAAAGAAUGCCAGCAGUGAAAGAGAUUGGACAUGGAUUCUUUAAUCACAUCGACAAGUAUUGGUUUCCUAGGCUAGAAAAGGUACGUCUUGAGGACAUUUCAGCUUGUGAGGAACUCCCUUGUCUUGGACAACUGUCGUGUCUUAAGGUUCUUCACAUCGAGGGAAUGUCAGCAGUGACGAAGGUAGGCCACGAGUUCUUUGGUUGUAGAGAUCAAGGCAAGUGUUUUCCUUCCUUGGAGGAGCUCAGGUUCAGCGGCAUGCCAAAAUGGGAAGAGUGGUCUUGGGCUGAUGGCCGAGAGCUGUUUCCCUGCUUGCGAAAUCUUGGAAUUGAAAUAUGCCCAAGGCUUAAGAGGAUGCCUCCCCUCCCUCCUUCACUUGAAUCACUGUCGUUACGGCAAGUCGGGUUGACAGAAGUUCCAAUAUUAUGGGAAGAAAUCGAUGGAAGUAGCAGCAGUAUGACCGUUUCAGAAUUGAAAAUAUAUAGUCUUGAAAAGGUCGAGCUGAUGGACAUCCCGGAAUGUGAGAGACUCCCUUGUCUUGGACCACUGCCGCGUCUCAAGGUUAUUCGCAUCGAGAAAAUGCCAGCAGUGAAGAAGGUGGGCUAUGAAUUCUUUGGUUCUAGAGACCAUUGUUUUCCUAGCUUGGAGGAGCUCACGUUCACGGACAUGCCAGAAUGGGAAGAGUGGUCUUGGGCUGAUGGCCGACAACUGUUUCCCUGCUUGCGAGAACUUGGAAUUGUACAAUGCCCGAGGCUUAAGAAGUUGACUCCCCUCCCUUCUCCGCUUAAAACAUUAAGAUUAUUUGAAAUUGGAUUGACAGAAGUUCCAGGGUUAUGUGAAGGAACUGAUGGAAGUAGCAGCAGUCUGACCGCAUGUUUUUCAGAAUUUAGUCUUGAAAAGGUCGAGCUGAUGGACAUGGUGACAUUGGAGGAACUCCCGAGUCUUGGACAACUGCCGAGUCUCAAGGUUCUUCGCAUCGAGAGAAUGCCAGCAGUGAAGAAGGUGGGCUAUGGAUUCUUUGGUUCGAGAGACCAAGGCAAGUGUUUUCCUAGCUUGGAGGUGCUCAAGUUUAGGGACAUGCCACAAUGGGAAGAGUGGUCUUGGGCUAAUGGCGGACAGCUGUUUCCCUGCUUGCGAGAACUUGAAAUUGUACGGUGCCCGAGGCUUAAGAGGAUGCCUCCCCUCCCUCCACUUGAAACAUUAAGUUUAGAUGAAGUCGGAUUGACAGAAGUUGCAGGGUUACGGGAAGGAAUCCAUGGAGGCGGCAAUUGUAUAACUGCUUCUCGUUCAUCAUUGGAAAUAAGUCAAUGUCCAAAUCUAAGAAAUCUGGAAGAAGGGUUGCUCUCACACAGCUUCCUAAAUAUCCGUGACAUUGCGAUAUUGGAAUGCGCUGAACUCGUGUGGCUGCCGGUGAAGGAGUUUAAAGAACUCACCUCCCUUGAGAAGUUGUCAAUCCGCAGUUGCCCGAAGCUCUUGAGCAUGACGCGAGAUGGGGACAUUAACAUCUGCCUCCCACCCUCGAUCAAGGAACUAGUGCUGUCUGACUGUGGGAAUCUGGGAAAAUUGCUACUGGGCUGCCUGCACAACUUGACCUCACUCACUCGUUUGGAAAUAGGCGACUGCCCGUCCAUAGAAUCUCUUCCAGAAACGUCGCUGCUUCACCUGAAACGACUUGAAUAUCUGAAGAUUUGGAAGUGUAGUGAGUUGAGAUCAAUAGACGGGUUGCGAGUUCUGGAAUCCCUCAGAGAAUUGACCAUCAAACUAUGUCCCAAGCUGUUGCUGAAUGAAGGGAAUGAGCAAGUGGAGGGUUCGUCGGUAACUGAAUUAUGCAUCGACGACACAGCCCUGUUCAAACUAUCGCUCUUAAGAAGGACACUUCCAUCCGUCCGUGCUCUCACAAUCUCAAACUUUCCUCGAGCGACGAUGUCUGAUGAGGAGGAGCAGUUGUUGCGAAGCCUCACAGCUCUCAGAUCGCUAGAAUUCUUCAAUUGCGAGAAUCUACAAUCGCUACCGAGAGAGUUGCAUACCCUUUCCUCCCUCCGGCUUUUAACAAUAAUUGGAUGUCCGGAGAUUCAGGCGAUACCUGAGAAGGGGCUGCCGACGUCCCUCAGGAAUCUAAUUUUCAUUGGCUGCCAUCCGAUGCUGAGUGAGCAGCUGAAAAAGCAUUUGGACGAGAUGAAGAGCUCGGGUCGAUUUUUGCCUGUUGACCAAUUGGAGAUACAUGAAGAUAAAAGGAGUAGCUCUAGAUAUGAUUCAGAAGAAGAAGAAGAAGAAGAAGAAGUAGAAUUGUCUGAUUUAGAAGAAGAAGAAGAAGAAGAAUUGUCCGAGUAACAGUAUUGCACAUUUAGAUUACUUUGUAUAUGUGCUAUUUAGACAUCAAUAUUAUGAACUUUUAAGAAGUUAUUGAAUUUGAUGUGCUAUUUGGACUUCAAUAUUAUGAACUUUUAAGGAGUUAUUGAAUUUGUUGUAUGUGUUGUGAAUGGAUUGAUUAUAAAUUGAAAUGUGUAAUAAAUGUUAUAUGAAAUUUAUUUGUUUAUAUUUUUUAUCUUAUAUUUCUGUAGAAUAA